AUGGACGAGCCUGUUUCGCCACCUACCGCCGGACCUUCGAGCAGACGCAUCUACUCUCUCACGGUCGUCCAGCAACCUGUACGAGCACGGAUGUGCGGUUUUGGCGACAAGGACCGACGACCUAUCUCUCCGCCCAUCAUCGUCAAGCUGAGUAGCACGGAUGCAGCGACGGGGAGGGAAGUGGAAGUUGAAGGCAUCGACCCGACAUUCCUCGUUCUCGCUGCGGACCUGCGCGGACCCAACGGCUGGGACGACGCGAACUUGGUCCAGCAGCACCGAAGCACUGCCUCUCGCCCAGAUCGCACGCCCAGCUUGCGCGCUUCGUCGACCACCUCGAGCCGCUCGCCUUCGCAGCACUCUCACGCGGACACGCCUUCGCCCUCUCCCACGACGCGAGAGGCGGUUUUACCUAAUGCGGAGCACAAGAUGAGCGUCUCGCGGUUGCUCUCGCUUGCCGAAGAAUCAGCGCGUCCGAUAGAGGCAGACAGUCCUGCGCAAUUAGCAGCAGGGCUUCCCGUCCUCCGACUUUCGCCCUCACAACCGCCUCCCGCUCGGCCAGUGCCGCCUCAGAACAAACGUUCUUCGCCCACCAGCUCUUCCUCAUCCUCCUCGAAACGGCACCGUCCCUCUCCGCCGCCCUCCGCCGCAUUUAUCCCCUAUGCACGCUUCAAUCGACCCGCCUACUCUGCCGACAGCGCGAGAACUUUGACGAAUGGCUCAUCGAGCGAGGACGGCGAGACGGAGGCUGCGCUAGUACCAAACCUGAUCGGCACUCUGCACACGAACGCGUACAAGCUGCGCGGCCUCGACGGCGAGAAGGGCGUGUACUUCGUCUUGCCCGAUCUGAGUGUCCGGACGGAAGGCGCUUUCCGCCUCAGAUUGCGACUUGUCGACCUGCGGCAGUCCAUGAGCGGGGCGAACAGCUUGUCAAGCGCUGCCGUCCUCACAGACAAGUUUCAAGUGUUCACCGCGAAGCGAUUCACGGGGAUGUUAGAUCCUACAUCCCUCUCGCAAUGCUUCGCGAAGCAAGGUGUCCGGAUACCGACUCGGCGAGCGGCGAAGGCGAAGAAUGCGGUCGAGCAGGGCGACGAGGUCAAGCAGGAGGAGGAGUGA
This is a messenger RNA of Rhodotorula toruloides NP11, 1113 nucleotides long. Its product is annotated as Velvet factor family protein. The coding region runs from base 1 to 1113 and encodes 370 amino acids. Lineage: Eukaryota; Fungi; Basidiomycota; Microbotryomycetes; Sporidiobolales; Sporidiobolaceae. The record is from RefSeq and is a predicted model, not a curated record. The transcript has 6 exons.